CUGGAACGCAUAAAAAAUGAAUAUGCACAGGGUAUACGCUAUCGCUAUCGCUGUUGCUCUAUGCUGUCAAUCAGUUGACGGGCAGACCCAUCACACCAAAGUAGACAAUCUCGCUAAAAACUUUCCACCGACUGCAUACCCUGGUAUCAAUCUUGGAUCAUUUCCUAUUUAUGAUCCAUCAAGAGGAGAUACUCACUAUAGUUCGACCGUUCAAAAUAUCGACGGUAGUAAUACUGUGUAUGCCCUGAAGGACGGAAGGUAUUCUAAUGUCGAUAUUGUUGUGAGUAAUGGAGCCGUUCUCCGUGCCCGGAAUAUGGGCAAGGUAAUAUUCUCGGGCAACGUGAGAGUGACGGUGAAAAGCGGUGGUAUAUUGGACGGUAUCACAUUCACGGACGCCUACCCAAUAGGCACAGGGAUGGUUGAAGUUAACCAUGGAAGAGUAACAAGAUGUUCAUUUUUAAACUUGAGGAGUCCACCAACCGAGACUGAAAGUAAACGAUGCGUCUACGGUAGAGGAGGAGCACAGCUUAUCGAUCAUAAUCUGUUCCAAAACCUUUGUCUGUCAUCGUUGACAGUAAUCGUUCAUGCUGAUGGGCCUAGUUUGACGUAUCGAAACAGAUUCGUCACCCAGUGUCAAGAUUUCACCGCGGAAGUUUGGCGCGUGGGCGGAAGUUCUUCAUCUAACAAAAAUGCGCACGCAUUCGUCGACGAAAAUUACUUUAUAGAUCAGAAUGGCGAGCACGAAUUGUUGAGCAUCAAAGCCAGCAGUGUUCAUGUCAGGGGCAACACCGUUCUCAGCUCCCAAGGAGCGAUCACGAAUCGAUAUGGAAGUGACAAUGAGAUCGCCAGAAACUACAUCGAAUGUAGAAGCAGUAGCAGUGGUGCUAUCCGCUCUUUCGGGAGGAACCAAGUGAUUUCUAACAACUACAUGACUGGCUGUCGCAAUGGCUAUGGUAUUGCAUUGGGGCUGGGAUAUAACUGUUAUGGCUACCAAGGCAACUGCGAGUACGAAGCCGGUCUGGGUUAUGGAUUGGACAACAAUGUACUCGAAGAUGGGAGCGCUCUCGUCGUAGGAGAUAAUGGGAAGGGCAACAUCUGCCCCACCUACACCGAAGUGAGGAACAACCGAUGGUAUUCCACUGCACCGAGAACUAACAACGGGUGCAGCUUGCCCCCUUCCAAUCUCAUGGAUCCCCCACAGUACAGAGCGAUACGCCCAAGUCCUUUGACACCAGCCGAUACAGGGCCGUUCGUGCGACAGUCACAGUACUUCGACGCCUGCAGUUCAGUGCCUUGUGGCCGUGGUGGUUCAUGCAGGAACGACAACGGUGGAACCACGUAUACCUGUACGUGCUUUCUUGGGUAUGGAAAAUCAGGCAACACCUGUGUGGAUAUCGACCAGUGUAAGGUGAACCCGUGUGGCGAGGGACGGGGUGUGUGCACAGACGCAGAAGGAGAGUACAGCUGCGCGUGUUUCUUGGGCUAUGAGCUGUCGCAGUCCCCCACCGGCCCAGUAUGUGAGCUGAUAGAUAACUGUAUAGGACACACGUGUGGCGAGGGCACAUGCGUGAAUGGGCUUGCUACAUACACGUGCGACUGUAAGGCUGGCUACAAGCAAUCUGACAGCGGGUUGGUGUGUGAGAAGAUUGACUACUGCGUGGGCAACACCUGCGGUAAUGGGGCGUGUGCAAGCGGAUCCUUGGGAUAUACAUGCAGCUGUAAUACCGGUUACGAGCUAUCGCUGGACGGAGCCUCGUGUGUGGACAUUGAUGAGUGUGCACGUGCACCCAACAUCUGUGGCACAGGCGCUGUAUGCAGCAACAUACCAGGGCAUUACACGUGUGCGUGUAUAGAUGGGUACCAACUGGCUCCCGACAUGAUCACGUGUGAGCGUACUGUUAGCGUGUGCGAUUCCCAACCGUGCCUAAACAACGGGGUGUGUGCCGAGGUUGGGACGGACGGCGGCUUCACAUGCGACUGCACAAACACGGGAUAUGAAGGCAGUCUGUGCGAUACGCCGGAGAAGAGGCCCUGUGAUGGUGAGCCGUGUUUCUUUGGCGGUUACUGUGUAGAGAGGAUCUCUGGGUACAGUUGCUACUGUGUACCAGGGCGUCUGGGAGAGAAUUGUGAGCUGGACUUUGAUGAGUGCGCCAGUAACCCGUGUGUGGCCGGGACUUGUUCGAAUAGGCACAACAAGUUUGUGUGCAUAUGCACAACGGGCUGGUGUGGUGAGACUUGUACCCAGAGGUGUCCGUAAGGAACCUUCACUGCGUGUAGGUAUGGACGGAACUGUGUCGAGCAACAACCCGGUUCUGGACUAAAACUAAAUAGAUCAUAUCAAAGCCUAAUCUUUCAUAAGGUGGCUGCUAACGCAACCAGCGUCAAUCGGGUGUGUUCCCUAUCGAGAGGUAUAGAACUCUGAUCCCCUAGUUUGACAUGAAUUAACAAGUAUCAAGAAUUAAUAAGUAAUAAUAAUCAGCAAUGUAUAAUCUAAUAAAAAAUACUAAAGAUA
Messenger RNA from Sphaeroforma arctica JP610, 2512 nucleotides. RefSeq lists its product as hypothetical. Gene Ontology annotation, biological process: establishment or maintenance of epithelial cell apical/basal polarity; heterophilic cell-cell adhesion. Gene Ontology annotation, molecular function: calcium ion binding. The transcript has 5 exons. Bases 17 to 2257 code for a protein of 746 amino acids. Lineage: Eukaryota; Ichthyosporea; Ichthyophonida. The record is from RefSeq and is a predicted model, not a curated record. Gene Ontology annotation, cellular component: plasma membrane; protein-containing complex.